AGCCGCCGAAAACAGCCGCGUUGCCGGGAUGCACAGGUCUCCUACCUCCGCGCUAACUUGGCCAGCCCGGGGAACAUUAUUCGUUCUUCUUCGUGGUAGCCAAGGUCAGUUCCCCAUAACUCAGAAUGUGACGGUGGUGGAGGGGGGCGCAGCCAACAUGACCUGUCGUGUGGAUUACAAUGAUAACACUUCCCUCCAGUGGUCAAACCCUGCACAACAGACCCUAUUCUUUGGGGACAAGAAAGCUCUGAGGGACAACAGAAUCGAGCUGGUGCGAGCCUCGUCGCAGGAGCUCACCAUCAGAAUCGGUGACGUCAGCCUGUCAGACGAGGGCCAGUACACCUGCUCGCUCUUCACCAUGCCUGUCAAGACCACCAAGGCCUUCCUCACUGUGCUGGGAGUGCCAGGACGACCAGAGAUCACAGGAUUCACCAAGCCUGCCAUGGAGGGGGACGUAAUCACCCUGAUGUGCAGCACACCGGGCAGCAAACCAGCUGCUAAUAUCCGGUGGUUCCGAAAUGACAAGGAGGUCCAAGGCACUAAGGAGCUGAAUGUCACAGGAAAAUCCUUCACAGUGAGGAGUAGCCUCCAGUUCCAGGUGGACAGACGGGACGAUGGCGUCGCCUACACCUGCAGCGUGGAGCAUGUGUCUCUGUCCAACCCCUACAUGACAACCGAGGUCCUGGAGGUCCACUAUGCUCCCCACCUGGAGAUCACACAUUCACUGAUUAUUCCACAGGAAGGGCAAUACUUCAAAUUGGAGUGUGUGUCCAUAGGCAACCCAAUACCUGAACCGGUGCUGUGGUCUAAAGAUGGAGGAGAGCUGCCAGACAUUGAGCGUAUGAUUGUGGAGGGCAGGGAACUAACCAUCACCACACUAAAUAAAACAGACAAUGGCACAUACCGCUGCGAGGCCAGCAACCACCUGGGGACCAGCAGUGCUGAAUAUAUACUUUUUGUAUACGAUCCUAAUGCUUUAGGACAACAUGGACCUGACCACGCUUUAAUCGGCGGUGUUGUUGCAGUCGUGGUCUUCAUCACAUUGUGUCUGAUAAUAGUUCUCGGACGAUAUCUGGCCAGACAUAAAGGGACGUACCUAACACACGAGGCCAAAGGAGCAGAGGAUGCCCCAGACGCAGACACAGCCAUCAUCAAUGCUGAGGGAAACCAUGUUCAUGCAGAGGAAAAGAAAGAGUACUUCAUUUAGACUUCUGUUACUCUUUUCCUUUUUUUCUGUUUCAUGAGAAUUUUUGACAGCAGACAUGCAAUUUUAAGCUGCCUCGGCAUCACAACAUGUGCUGUUUUACUUUACUUAUUAUUCUUUUGUCUUCUCCAGAAAGCUCAUGCUCGGAUAUGCUUUGCUUUGCUGACAAUUCUCCUUUUGUAACCAAUGUAAACCAUGUACAAUUGGAUUGUUUUCGUUUCAGUUUUACGGUGCCUAAAUGCUUUCUUUUUCUGCAUUUCUUUCAUCGCUUGCAUUAGCUUUUUUUCUCUACCAUCUUACUGUAUCUGUUAUACAACUUUUUGCAAAUUUUUUUUUUUUUUAUUAGUAUUCUGAAGCAACAAGAAAUGGGCUUCAACAGAAGUUUGAGUCAAGUCUUAGCUUUCCGAAAUGUUUUGCUUUAAGAGCAGAAUAUGUAAAAUACAUCAAUUUUAUCAAACAAACAGGAUUAAAUAGUGGUUUUGGAUGUUGCCUGGAGCUUACCCCACCACAGCCAUACUGUAUACAUUCAAAAAAAAGUCAUAAAACUGACCAGACACUUUGACAAAACAAAAUAUAACUGAAGCACAAUCUGUGUGAUUGUCUCUAGAUGAAAUCAAGUCCCUCUCAGCACUGUCUGUAUAUUUCUGCAUUGAUUUACGGUACUUUCAGUUUUUGCUCAUGUUGUUGAUUUGUACCAACAGAGAAAAAGUUAGAAAAUUAAAAGCACAAAGUCUGAGGACUAACACGGAAGGGAAAACACAUCAACCGUUUCUUGUCUCAGGAUUCAAUAUGAUUCUAGAUAGAGAGAUGGUGUCAGACAGGUGAUGAAGAUUUCAGUACACUUGCAGUUAACGUCGUGGAUGAGGAACUUUCAUUUUGGUUGGCAAUUUGAUGUAAGGUCCAAACUGAGUGAGUGGAACCUUCCGGGGGUUCAUUAUUCAUGUUGAAUUUUAUUGAACAACUAUGCUCAAUGUGUGGAUAUUGCUGUAAAAUACUUUGCUAACGUGAAUAUUGGUGAACAAUACUGUUGAAUCUUGGGAUCCCUGACAUAUUACAAUGUGUAUAUUAGAAUAUGCAUUAUUUAAAGUAUUCCACAAGUCUUAUAUUUGUUUUCCAUUUAUCUAUUGAGAGGUUGUUUUUUGCCAGGCGGCAUGUAAAUAUUGUGUAAGUAUUCAAUUUUAGUCAAAGAUAAAACACUGGUUUUAGCUUUUCAUUUCAGGUCUUAUCUGUUCCCAUCACUUUGAUGAGAUCCUUUUCACAUUUUUGAAGAUUUUUUUCAAACAGGGAUUCUGAUAAAUUGCUCAAAAUGUAAAAAAGAA
Molecule: messenger RNA, 2523 nt
Organism: Perca flavescens (yellow perch)
Lineage: Eukaryota; Metazoa; Chordata; Actinopteri; Perciformes; Percidae
Gene: cadm2b
Product: cell adhesion molecule 2b
Exons: 9
Coding region: 29-1207 (392 amino acids)
Biological process (GO): homophilic cell-cell adhesion
Source: RefSeq, a predicted model, not a curated record